GAGUAGAAUUUGUGUCUUCUGCCACGUGCGGCUUUUUUGUUUGUCCUCUCGGUUCGUUGUCCUCUGCGUGUCUCUUUUUGUGUUUUUAUCGAAGGCAACAACCAACCAGAAAAACCCUACCAUACGUUGCCGUUCUUCACCUUUCUACAAUCUCUCAAACGAGAUCCAUCCACUCAACUCCCUUCCCCCUUUCCUUUUCUGAGUUUACCGUCAUUGUUAGGUGGCCAUCUUACUCUCCUUCCUUUCUCUUGUGUUUGUGCGGUCCUACUUCUUUCCUCCCGCUUUGCUUUCAGUGGAAACCUAUCGCCGAAGCUGCCUUCAUCACACGCAUUCACCUACGGGGCCCUUGCGUGCGUGUGUGUGUGUGUGUCUCGCGCGCCUUCGGUAUGAUUUGACUUCGAUUUGCCUCGUUUUUAUUAGUAAUUCAUUUGCUUGACAUCCAGCGAUUCCGAGUUGGUACGCUACAGCCAUUCACCCCGUACAACAACGAAGAAAGAGUUUAUCAUUACUGAAACGGAGAGCGCGCGGCAAUACAACGUUCGACGAAGGAGUCGCCUGAGAGCCUGCUUGUAUAUUGCUUGUCUCCGCAAAGCGUUGUACACACGGCUUCCGAAUAGACGGUGUUCUCUACUUCCUGGCUCGCAUCCCCGUACAUCUACGUAUCACGUAUACUGCUACAGUCGUUUCUUCCUUUCUACUUGUGUGUGGGUGCCUUUGUAGAACUGAAGCCGUGCUGGUUUCCUGAUUCUGUGUGCGUUCAUCACGGAGGCAAACUUCACCUUCGCUUUGCCUCGUACGUCUCGCCUGAGUAUUUUUCAUUAGUAUUAUUACCCCUCUUUUUCUGUGUGCUUGGAAGCGGAGGUUUUCCGCGAACUUUUGUUGCUGCUGUUGUUUGACGUAGAGAAGGGGGGAACUCAUCGGCUCUUCCUCGUGCGUGCUUGGCGUUGUUGUCUACUAGCCUUCUUUUUUAAAAUAUCUUUGCUUUUGUUGGUGUUGUGUUGUGAGCCAAAUUGGUGAGAAGAAAAGUGUGGAGCACAGCGACCCUCUUACAGGCACACGGUCAAUACACAGAUAUAUAUAUAUUCUCCUUUUAUCAUCAUCGUCUUCAUCAACACACACGCGUUGGGCUUCACAAAUGGGAGUUCCAAAGUUCUUCCGCUGGGCGGCCGAGCGCUACCCGUCCAUUAUUACCCCCUUCAAGGACUCGCCACCGCCGGUCGACAACUUGUACCUCGACAUCAACGGCAUCAUUCACAACUGCACGCACCCGAACGACAUCGACGCUACGCGGCGCAGCCCAACAGAGAAGGAGAUGAUCCAGGCAAUGUUCACCUACCUCGAGAAGCUCUUCAAUGCAAUUCAGCCGCGCAAGUACUUCCUGCUCGCCGUCGACGGCGUCGCACCGCGGGCGAAGAUGAACCAGCAGCGCCAGCGCCGCUACCGCGCCGGCUAUGAGAUGAUGAUCGCCCGUGAGGAGGCGCUGGCGAUGGGCGAGGAGGUGCCCGAGGAGAAGGACGUGUUUGACAGCAACUGCAUCACGCCCGGGACGCCCUUCAUGGUGCGGGUGAGCACGGAGUUCCAGUACUUCAUCACCAUGAAGCUCGCCACCGACCCGGCGUGGCAAAACUGCCAAGUCAUCUUCUCCGGCCACGACUGCCCGGGUGAGGGGGAGCACAAGAUCGUCGACUUCGUUCGCCGCCGCAAGAUGCAGCCCGGCUACGACCCGAACGAGACGCACUGUAUGUACGGGCUAGACGCCGACUUGGUGAUGCUCUCGCUCGCCACGCACGAGCCUCACUUUGUGUUGCUGCGCGAGGUGGUCACCUUCGGCCCCGGAUCGCGCAAGGAGCGCGAGCGCCAGGAGGAGGACGAGGCGAAGGGCAUCGUGAAGGACAAGGCGUUCCAUAAGGCAGACGAGUUCGUGCUGCUGCACAUCGGCCUCUUCCGCGACUACCUCCAGCUGGAGGUGCGGGAGUGCAUGACGCGGGCGGGUGCGGUGGCCGACUUCGACUUUGAGCGGGUGAUCGAUGACUUUGUGUUCAUGUGCUUCUUCAUCGGCAACGACUUUUUGCCCACGCUGCCGACCGUCGGCAUUAACGAUGGCAGCAUGCCGGUGAUGCUGCACCUCUACUGCGCCCACGUCCUCUCCAAGAACAAGUACCUGACGAACAACGGUAUCAUUGACUGGCGCAAUGCGGAGCUGUGGAUGAACGAGGUCGGCAAGCUCGAGUUCGAGACGCUGCGCCGCCGGCAGCAGGAGGAGGCGGAGUUCCAAAAGCACCGUGCCCGUCGCGACCCCACGCACGAGGUCGACACGACGAACGCGAUGCCCAUCACGAGUAUUCUGGAGUUCAAGCAGCGGUACUACGGCGAGAAGCACGGCUUUGCCGGAGGCUGGGAUGCGAACAGCGACGACAUGCGCAAGCUGCGCGAGCACUACGUGGAGGGGCUGAUGUGGGUCAUGGCCUACUACUACCAGGGUGUGCCGUCGUGGAAGUGGUUCUUCCCUCAUUACUACGCUCCAAUGGCGUCCGACAUGAUCAACCUACCCGCCAUCGCCGCCGGCGUGCACUUCGAUCUCGGCAAGCCUUUCUUUCCGCAUCAGCAGCUGCUCGCGGUGCUGCCGCCCAUGUCGUACCUGUCGAUGCCCAAGGCGUACUGGCCGCUCCUGCGCAGCCCCAACAGCCCCUUGGCGAAGUACCUGCCGGACCACAUCGUCAUCGACCGCGAGGGCGCCCGUGCGCCGUGGGAGGGCAUCGUGCUGAUCCCCUUCAUUGACGAGCGCGUCCUUGUCGCGGCCUACGAUUCGGUGCAGAAGAACGUUGAGCCCGACGAUGCGGCGAACAACGUCAACGGUCCACCGUUGCGCUUCCGCUUCGACAGCAACAUGAUGCCGUACGAGCUGGACGACAGCAUGUUCGGCCCGCUGCGCAACGUCCUGGUGCAGCGAGAGGUGUACAGCUUCCCCUCGAUCGACCGCUUCAUUCCGCAGCUCUGCCCCGGCGCGUUCGUCGGCACGCGGCAGCUGGAGGGCUUCAGCACGAUGCAGUCGAAGCUGAACCUCAUCCGGCCGUCCUUCGAGGCCGGCGUGGUCACCAUCUUUGGCCGACCGACCAAGAGCGACAGUUUGCUGCUCAAUACCCGCGACGCCUUCAGCGCCAAGUCGAUCGAUCCGGUGGCGACGUUGGUGGGGAAGGAGGUGCUCGUGGGCUUCCCGCAUUACAAGCGGGCCCGCGUGGCAUCUGUGAAGGACGUGCACCGGUCCAUGACGGCGUCAUACAGCAAGGAGGGCACGUACAGCGGCGCCAAGGAGCACAAGAAUAACCGCGACGAGUCGGUCGCCUUCUUGAAGGAGGCGGACACCCACGCCCGCUUCAUGAAGUCGCAGCUCGGGAUUGCGGUGGAGCAGGUCGACGUGCUCGUGUACGUGCACCGCUUCAACGGCAUGCAGAUGACCCGCCGCGGCCACAUCGAGCGCCACUUCGCCUCCACGUGGACCUGCUACCCCAUUCACCUCAUCGCCACGAAGGACAGCAUCGACAUGAAGGUGGACAGCCGCUACGAGGAGCGCGACCGCAGCGAGGACGACUGCGCCUUCGGGGCCCGCUGCGCCUACAUCGGACCGCAGCCCAAAUCGAAGCGGUCGCCGGUGGAGGUGUACGGCAGUUGCGGCACCGUGGUCACGGCAGGGCAGCACGACACCACGACCCUGCAGGGGGACCAUCUGACGGUGCGGCUGAAGGUUUUCCAGGAGCCGCUGCGGCUGCCGGCGGACCUCACCCAUUUUGCCGCGCAGCGCAACUGGACGGCGCUGCCGCAGGUGGCCGUGUCGAUGGACAUCAUGCCCCGCACCCUCACCAUGAUUUGCAGCUCCCUCGUCACCUCGCCCGCAUUCGGCUCGCGCGAGAUCGGGCUGUGCCUGAAGUUCACGGGGCGCUGCCUCGCCAAGGUUGGCUACGCGAAGCUCGUGCAGCACAGUCUGAACCCGUGGUACAUGGGCAACAGGGAUAUCUUCGCCCGCAUGGAGAAGGACACAGAGGACAUCGGCUACCACCUCGAGAAGGCGGAGAAGGGCGACUUUGUGGGCAACGCGAGCAACAACCGCGGCGGUAGCGGGACGUGGUACUUCUCCCGCGAUGCGCAGGAUGUCCUCCGCGAGUACGUGACGCGCUUCCGUCCGCUCAUUCAGUGCAUUGAGGACGGCGGCGUGAACUCGAACAGCGUGGAGCCGCCGAUGUUCCUGACGGGCAAGUGGCGCGAUCGAGACGCGGACGAGGUGCUGACGGAGAUCGAGGGCUUUUUGCUGGGGACGGGGCUGCGCGAGACACCGAUGAUCACGGCGACGGAGGAGGCCUUCCCCAAGCAGCUACUGGAGCAGUUGGAGGCGAGUCUCUCAGAGCAGCGCGACCGACCCUUCAAGGAGCUCACGCUGCGGCAGGUCAGCCGCCAUCAGCUGUACUUCCCGGUAACAAGGAGCAGCGGUGGUCAUUUGGUGCCGCUGCCGCUUCCGCAGGAGCAGACCUUCCGUCUCGGCUCUCGAGUCGUGAACUGCCGGGCCACUGGCAGCACCCCCUUUGGGGCACCCGGCACGAUCGUGCGUCUGCUGGCGAGCGGGCGUGAGGCGGAGGUCGUGUACGACCAGCCUUUCACCGGUGGAACACGGCUCGACGGUCGUCUGCAGGACACGCGUGCGGCCAUCACGAAGCUGUCUGCCCUGCUCGUGCUGAAGCCGACCGAUGCAGAGGCGGAGGAGGCGGCGACGGCACCGACGACGGCGGUGAAUGCAACGGAGGGCGCGGCGCAGCUGCGUGAGCUCAACUUGUUGCUGCACGCCAACGGCAUCCACGUGGACGCCGCAGCCGGGCGAGCUGCGAUGACGCCGCCGUCGCUGCCGCCUUCCCGCAGUCCUCAUACCGUCGCGAGUCAUAGUAGCGGCAACAACACGCUCGUGCCGAAGCCACGCAGCGCCGCGACUACGACGGAGCCGUCGCCCAGCGCCGCGUUUGCCGGGAAGCGUUCUACACCGGCCUCUGCCACGGCCCACCUCUCCUCCACGCCUUCGUCUGCCGCGCCGUCCGCAGCCGCUGCUGCCGCCGACGUUGACGCCAGCAUGACCGACACGCACGUCAGCGUUGGUCACGUGAAGCUGACUGCCUCGCCGGGCAGCGGGGGCAUCAGUGUACAGGACCUGGCGCGGCAGCUGCCGCAGCGCAUGUCGCCCAUCGCGUCCGCACCAGUGAAUCACCCGCCCACUUCCACGAGCACCACCACCACCACCACCACCACCACAGCCGGAGCAGGCGCGGUACCGGCCAGCGGGAUCACUAUCCCAGCCCCCAAGUCCGUCCAGCAGCAACACACCGUACAUCCCGUGUCAGCUGCAGGCACCGCCGUACCUGCCAGCAGCAGCUCGCCGAAUCCGCCACCGCAGACGACGCCCUCUCCGGCCCCGGCGAAGGAGGUCAACGAGGACGCCGCCGCGGUCCGCAAGGCGCGUGACAUUCACGUUAUUCCCGACGACUUCGUGAGUGGACGUCUGCGGCUGACGUACAAGAACACGGGCUCUGUGUUUCGCAACUGGCUGGACACCUUCACGGCGGACGCGGUGGCCAAGACGGUGAGGAAGAUGGAGGAGGAGGAGGCGAAGGCGCCGAGGAACGUCGCGGUUUAG
Messenger RNA from Leptomonas pyrrhocoris, 5671 nucleotides. Its product is annotated as putative 5'-3' exonuclease. Bases 1136 to 5671 code for a protein of 1511 amino acids. Gene Ontology annotation, molecular function: 5'-3' RNA exonuclease activity; RNA binding. The transcript has a single exon. Gene Ontology annotation, cellular component: nucleus. NCBI's taxonomy places the organism in Eukaryota, Euglenozoa, Kinetoplastea, Trypanosomatida, Trypanosomatidae. The record is from RefSeq and is a predicted model, not a curated record. Gene Ontology annotation, biological process: nuclear-transcribed mRNA catabolic process.